CCUUUCUUCUUCUCUAUUCAGGAAAGUGUGGUAUUUGAAAUUUUAGGUAUUUAGAAUUUCUGAAAAAUUUCACACCAUGGAUCAAGAAGAGCUGCAGUAUGAUGAAAAUGCUGAUGUGUCUGAAGAAACCUUCAAUGAUACAGACCAGAACAUUGAGUCUGAGCUGGAAGCCAUCAAAGCUCGUGUGCGGGAGAUGGAAGAUGAAGCUGAGAAGAUCAGACAGAUCCAAACCGAGGCUGACAAACAAAUGAGCAACUUCUCACCUCCAGGCGCUACUUCUCCUUCAGCAUCCAACCCACUUACCAUAGAGGAGAAGAUGGAAGUGGAUGCUCGUAGCAUCUAUGUUGGAAAUGUGGAUUAUGGCGCAACUGCUGAGGAGAUGGAACAGCAUUUCCAUGGCUGUGGGGCUGUCAACAGAGUCACAAUCCUCUGUAACAAGUUUGAUGGGCAUCCUAAGGGCUUUGCUUAUAUUGAAUUUAAUGACAAGGAUUCCAUCCAGAUGGCAAUGGCUCUUGACGAGUCUCUGUUCCGAGGAAGACAGCUUAAGGUGAUGCCCAAGCGCACAAACAAGCCUGGUAUUUCGUCGACCAAUCGCUUCCCUCGUGGGUCCCGACCUCGAGGACGUGCUAGAUCAGGAUUUUACGGCGGAGGAGGCUACAGACCCAUCAGGAGACCGAGAGGCCGGCGAUACCACUACUCACCCUACUAACUCGUACUGGAAAUCCAGAGACAGAACUGAGGCACUGGCAGUGAGGUCAGGGGCUGGGAAUGCGCUGGUCGCUGCUGUCAGCUCCACGUCUGCUGAUCAGGUAGUGUAUGGUUCAUGGGGACUCUCAGCACACUUACUAGCGUUUAUUUCCUCCCAUUCAGUCAAUGAGAAUAGCAAUUGUCGAACUCGUUAUAGUAUUUAUUUCAUCUCAUAGCCUCGCCAUUUUACUAAUUUGAAACUCGUUUGCAACCAAUCUUCAAUUCGAACAAAAACGAAAAGACGAAAAAAGCUUCAUACUUAAGUUCAUUGCUAUUUAGAAAGGUACAGCUCAUCUGUUGAUAAGGUAACUAGCAAAGGAACUAUGUUGUAUGCUGAGAGUCCCCACCUGAAAAGAGCCAUCACUAUCGGCCACCAAGCUUAGGAUUAAGUAAUCAACAUUAAGAAGUAACUUAAUAACGGACUUACAACUUAUUCUCGUUUGUGCAUUGAUGAUCAAAACAAUGCUGUAUAAGUUUAGCAUCAUCUGCUUAUAGAAGUAGGAGCUUUUUUCUAAUAUUUUCCCUUCACAGGUUAUAAAGCUUGUGCAAGGCAGUAAAAAAAUUGACAACCGAUCUCUGUAAACUGCCUAGCCAGCUACAAAAGACUGCUUUUUGCAGCAUUUUUUCGACGCUAAAUAGAUUAACACAACAAAUUGUUUGGGAAAUAAAAAAUUG
This is a messenger RNA of Hyalella azteca, 1422 nucleotides long. RefSeq names its product polyadenylate-binding protein 2-like (gene Pabp2). Gene Ontology annotation, molecular function: RNA binding. The transcript has 6 exons. NCBI's taxonomy places the organism in Eukaryota, Metazoa, Arthropoda, Malacostraca, Amphipoda, Hyalellidae. Bases 77 to 709 code for a protein of 210 amino acids. The record is from RefSeq and is a predicted model, not a curated record.